This is a messenger RNA of Aspergillus candidus, 1551 nucleotides long. Its product is annotated as cytochrome P450. The record is from RefSeq and is a predicted model, not a curated record. The transcript has 8 exons. Gene Ontology annotation, molecular function: oxidoreductase activity, acting on paired donors, with incorporation or reduction of molecular oxygen; heme binding; monooxygenase activity. NCBI's taxonomy places the organism in Eukaryota, Fungi, Ascomycota, Eurotiomycetes, Eurotiales, Aspergillaceae. Bases 1 to 1551 code for a protein of 516 amino acids.
AUGUCAGCGUUCAUGGAGGUCGUUUCCAUUGCUGUGGUGCUAUUCCCAGCGGUGAUCAUCUCUACCAUGAUUUAUCGACUGUACUUCAGUCCGCUGUCUGGGUUUCCGGGUCCAAAGCUUGCAGCCAUUACGGGGUUGUACCAAGCCUACUACGAUAUCUGCCAUCGGGGGCAGUACAUCUGGAAGGUGCAGCAGAUGCACGAGCAAUAUGGCCCCAUCGUCCGCAUCAACCCGCAUGAGAUUCACGUCAACGACCCCGACUUCAUCGAGAUCCUCUAUACCGGCCCUCUUGACAAGCGAGACAAAGGACCCCUGAUGAAAGGUUUAUGGUCAUGGCGCCAAUCAACCCUCGGCACCGAAUCGCACGAACUCCACCGCAGAAGACGCGCAGCCCUGAGCCCGAUCUUCUCCAAGGCCGCCGCUAGAAGGCUCGAGCCGGUCAUGCAAAGGGUGCUGCGAGACUUGCUUCAGCGCAUAGAAUCAUACAGGAAAUCGGGCGAGCCAAUGCCGUUGACGACGGCGUUUAAAGCUGCCACGAGCGAGGUCAUCACCACUCUGCUUUUUGGACAAUCCGAGGGCGAUGUGCUAAAGGAUGAAUUCAACCGCGCGUUUGGGGCUGAGUUUGAGCGCAGCUUGGAGAAAGCGCAUCUUUUUGCGCAUCUGCCUUGGAUAGCGGCUGCGUUUGAUUCUUUGCCGUUUUGGUUGCAAGGUAGGGUUGUUCCUAAACUAAAGACUCAGGUGUCUAUGCAUGAGAAAUGGGCGUCGAAAUUCCAGGAAGUAGAAGGAGAACCGACUACGAAAGAUAGCAAAUAUCGCACGAUCUUCCAUCUCCUUCUCAACGGCAAACUUCCUCAGCCGGAAAAGGAACAACUGAGACUCAUCCAUGAGAUACAUACUCUCCGCAUCGCGGGCGAGCACUCGACCGCAAUGGCAAUGUCCUCAGUCAUGUUCUACCUCUUGCAGAAUCCCACCAUGUACAGAAAGCUCCAAGCCGAACUGACUGCCAUGAUCCCGGACCUAGACUGUACCCCAACCGUCGCCCAGCUGGAACAGAUUCCCUACCUCAGAGCCGUGGUCAAGGAAGCCCUCCGACUUCACCCGGGGGUCCUCUACCGCAUGCAACGAGUUUCCCGCGACCCGAUGGUCUAUACCGACAAGCGGAAUGGGGCCAGCUGGUCCAUCCCGGCCGAAACACGCGUUAGUAUGACGCCGCUCCUGGUGCACAUGGAUCCGGUGGUCUUUCCGUCUCCGAAAUCGUUUGUGCCUGAGAGGUGGACUGGGAAUCCAGGACUUGAGAGGUACUUGCUUUCGUUUUCGAAGGGGAGUAGGAUGUGUAUUGGUAUCAACGUGGCGCACCACGAGAUGUACACCAUCCUCUACGGAAUCGUGCGGAACUGCAACCCUAACCAAGGCCCCGGUGCGAACGACCAAGGUCAACCGACCCUGUCUCUGUUUGACACCGUUAGACAAAGAGACGUGGAUGCUUCCGCAGAGUUGUUCUUUUCCCGUCCUCAAAAGGGUAGCCAGGAGGUGAGAGUGUUGGUUAAAUGA